UUUGGCUCCCAUGAUUGAAACACGGACGCACGUGCGCCGUUGACGCCUCAGAGCAACUUAAUCGAAGCUUCUUAAAGCAAUGCCCGCGACCGACCCCUAAUUUCCUCCCUACUCUCUGUCGCGAGCGAGCAAGCAAAGCUGAUGCAAGAAGCGAUCCCAAAAUCGCAGUGAAGUCAGCGAUUUCCGUUCAGGACAAUCUCAUUGUUUCCAUAUCCAGGUUUCGAUGAUAGGGAUGAAAAUGGGAAGUAGAAUGCCAACUAGCCAUCAAUUUUCCCGGAUAGACACUAUAGAGAUGAAAUCUCGGAUUGAAAGGAAGCUUGGAAGUUCAAGAGCAGCGAACUACUUUAGUCUCCUAGCAAAAUAUUUAGCUUCUAAGAUUAGCAAAUCUGAGUUUGAUCAACUCUGCAUUGGUGCAGUUGGGAGGGAAAAUGUCCCUCUUCAUAAUCAUUUGAUCAGAUCAAUUAUGAGAAAUGUGUACCUUUCAAGGACCCCCCCAUCAAAAGCAAGCAAAUUAGAAGGUUCUUUGAAUAUUAAAGUGCCAAAUGGGUAUCAAAGAAGUAGUCUUCAGUCACUAUGCAGGGAUUUUCCCCAAUCCCCUCGUAAGGGGAGGACUCCAAUCCUUCGUGAUCGCAAAUUCAGGGACCGUCCGAGCCCUCUUGGACCUCAUGGGAAAAGCCAUAAUAUUUCACUUGAAGAGUCAGUACCUAAGUGUCAAGAACAACAGAGUGCUACUGAGUUGCUUUCUUUGGGUAGCAGACCUCCAGGCUCUGUGGAAGAUGGAGAAGAGGUUGAUCAGGCUGCUGGGAGCCCGAGUAUACAUAGUAGGAGCCCUGUUAGACCUCCUUUUGGCAUACCCAUGAGCAAUAAAGGGAUGCAAAAGGUUCUGUGUAAUGGACUUACAUCUGCUUAUCAUACUGAGACUUGUCAUAGCCGUGGUGAGCUACCUGAUACCCGCUCUUUGAGGAAGAGACUGGAGGUGAUGUUGGUGAGGGAGGGAUUAAAUAUCUCAGAAGAUUGUGCCAAUCUUUUGAACAACAGCAUUGAUGUUUUCAUGAAAAGAUUGAUGAAACCCUGUUUGGAACUCACUGCUUCAAGGUCUGGACAAAAGUAUUUAGACCAAGGUCCUGGUCCUGUCAAGCACGGUUUAAAUGGGCUGUGGCCUGUGAGAAAUGUAGAAAAAUCUUCUAGAUCUGCUCAUGUUUCCAUGUUGGACUUGAAGGUUGUAAUGGAGUUGAAACCUUUAAUGCUCGGAGUAGAAUGGCCCAUGCAACUUGAGAAAAUUUGCUUGCGUGCAUCAGAACUUAAUUAGUAAUAUGCAGAUAACUAUUUCAGUGGGACCAGAAGAAGUUUUCCCAGACACUCAUCAUGGCUUAUGACAAUUAUAGAAACAACUCUAACAGUAAUCUCGACACAUUGCUUUAUAAGAACUGCUGAAAGUAAAUAAGUAGAAGAACUCGUGGAAGUUUUGGAUCGAGGUGAUUAGAUUGUAAAUAUCCCUUCCCCUGAAUGUGUCGGGGUGAGAUAAUGACUUGGCAAAAGAAAAUCAUAGCGAUACUUGUAAGCAACUAGCUGUUACGAAUAGGUUGGCAGCUCUUCAACCCAUAUCUUUUCUUUUCUCAUUCUAUCGGCUUUCUUAAUAAAUCUUAUCUUUUAAGCUAUGUCAAAAUGUUCUUUACUACUGUUGUUUAAAUUGUCGUUUCGAUACUUCCUCCUCCCCUGACCCCUCUCGCAUGCCCACACAUGCGCGUCAUUACUCUGUUAAUGCAUACAAUUAAAUUAUCUAAUAUGGUUCUGGCACCAUAUGGAAAGAUAAUAUUUUUCUUUGAAGAAUUUCUUGUAGAAUACAAAAUAAAGAAUAAAGUCCUUUUAAGUUUAACUAAUGGCAGAAAAAGGAAGUUUCAUUUUGAUCUACUUCUUUUACACCGGCUUUAAUUUCUUUACUGCACAUAAAACUAGUAUAGUAAGAGUUACUUUUCUUCUGCUUAUUCUCUCUCUAUAUUAAUGUUGCGUAGAUUUAUCGUUCCUGGCUCGGAGUGGGGUGAGCCUUUAGAAUUAAGUUCCUGUGUUUUUUGGGUCUGCAUUAUUUAACUAAUUAACUCUGUUAACAUAUAGUAUAUAUUAGAAACCAAAAUUCUAGAUAUGAAUAGAUCGAGGCCAUUAGAUUUUUAAUCAAAGAAAUACAUAUUUGGUUCAUAACGUGAAAGCCACCUUUCUCUCAGUUAAAAAUUACCUCUAUUUGUAGUUUUUUACCAACUUAAAUGCACCAAAAUGAUGCAAAUACACGAUCAUGGUAGAUGGGUUAAACAAGUGAUCCUUCAUCUAUGCUUAGCUGAUUUUUUAUGGGUAAGGCCUCCUAUGAGCAAGGGGGGAGAGGGGAUUCGAACUUGGGUAACACGUAUAGAGGUGGACCUUCGUUGCCAGUUCAACUAAGGCUCGGGUUCACAACCACUAUGCUUAGCUGAUUAAACUAUUGAUGGUUUCGGUAAUCCUUUAUGGUAUGAUAUGGGACAUAUUGUUGGAAGAAGAAGCUUCCUCUUUUAUGGACUUUGACUAACAGAGUGAUGGAAUGAAAUAAACUCUUAAGGAUGUUGAGAAGUUUCUGUAGGAUGCUCAGUUCUCAUUACUUUGUUGAAGGCCUAAAGGGUUACUGCAAAGCUCGAUACUGAAUUAUCAGAAUAUCAUGUGACUUUUGCUCCCUUCUCUGAAAUGGAAUUCUGAUACUGAGUUGAUUUGAUCUCCAUUUCUUUUAAUAUUUUUUAACACUCUUUGGAUCAAACAGAGUAUCAUAUAACUAUGUACUACAUACUCAUGUACAUUGAGUCAGAGGUAUAUUAAACAUUUUGCUGGCAGGUUUUUAUAAGUUCCUUCCUUUCUUUCUUAUGCAUGAUUACCGUGUGUAGUUUAAGAUGAUUACUAAGAGUAGUUUUUGUUAGUAGUGUUGAAGGGUUCACUUGAGUGUCUCACUCAGGGUGUUUCUUUAACCUCUGCGUUUAUACUGUUGAUUCACUUGCUAGUUAUGGCGAUUAGAGAGAUCAUGAUUUUGUUUCUUCAGUAUAGGCAUUUUAAUUGAGUACUUUUAUGCCAUAUGGCGGCAUGACGAAUCAGUUUGAUCUCAUCAUGACAAGGUGGUAACCUGCGCUUUCUUACUGAAGUGAACUUUCCAUGCUUCAUUUGGAUGGAAAUCCAGUAGAGCUGAUUAUUUUAAGAUCGGUCCUAAUUAACAACAUGCGAUAAAUGUAGAGCUUACUAGUUAGAAGUCUGUGCUGUCUUUUUGAAAUGUUACAGAAGUUUGAUGUAUUGAAGCAGGUAAAUUAAUAGAUCUAAGAGACAUCUGCUGGGACAUUAGUUAGGAUAUCUGCCCAUCUGAAGUUUGAGUUUGAAAAUAUCAAAGUUAUCAUUUUUCUCAAAUAGAAACUAGGAAUGUGUACAUAUAUAUAUUACUCGAUUUUGAAGUGUUCCAGGGGGGUGAUCGAAGAUUGGACCCGAGUCACUCAGAAAUGUUAUGAAUAUUUCCUUUCAGAGACAUGUUUUGCUGCACAUAGUCCAGGGUUUUUGGUGUUUUCUACAGCGCCAACUUAUUAUUGGCGUUCUCAUUAUCCCUAAUUUAAUUGAAUUGCUUCACUGAAGAUCAAACCCGGAAGCUUUCCAGGCCCCAAUAUGGGGAGGGGGUGAAUAAGGAUAAUAUUUUCACUUUCUUCAGGUACCGUUUCUCACCCUUGCUUUCCUGUUGCUAUUACAAGUACAUGAAUUGGCAAUUGGAGUCUCCGUAGCCUGUCGUCAAAUGGGAAACUCUGUACCCGCAGGAUUGAUAGCCCAGUUUUAGGCACUUGUCAGCUGUCCAAAGGGCUAGCUUGUCUGGUCGUUAACAAUUACCAAAAAAAAAAAA
Molecule: messenger RNA, 3886 nt
Organism: Tripterygium wilfordii
Lineage: Eukaryota; Viridiplantae; Streptophyta; Magnoliopsida; Celastrales; Celastraceae
Exons: 3
Coding region: 224-1309 (361 amino acids)
Biological process (GO): regulation of transcription by RNA polymerase II
Cellular component (GO): SAGA complex
Molecular function (GO): transcription coactivator activity
Source: RefSeq, a predicted model, not a curated record